This is a messenger RNA of Osmia lignaria (orchard mason bee), 5419 nucleotides long. RefSeq lists its product as uncharacterized. Gene Ontology annotation, molecular function: glycosyltransferase activity. NCBI's taxonomy places the organism in Eukaryota, Metazoa, Arthropoda, Insecta, Hymenoptera, Megachilidae. Gene Ontology annotation, cellular component: cytoplasm. The record is from RefSeq and is a predicted model, not a curated record.
GCUGUCGGCAGUUACUCGCGAGACGUCCAGCGUGUAACCCGCGGCACAGCUUCGUUUCCUAUUCAUAAAAUCACGGUGUCUUCUUAUCACCAUCUUCCAGGGUGAUAAGAAAACUAUCAAACUUUGAGAUUCUUUAGUGCUUUUGUGAAGUUCUGUUUUGGAGCACCUGGCGCAACAGGUUCCCAAGUUGUUCGUUGCUUUUUUCUUUUUUUUCUUUCUUUUUUUUUUUCUAAGGAAAACUGGGUAAUCGAGGAAAAUUUUGGUGAAAGUUUGAGAGACAAGCGGAGAGAAUUUUGGAGAGGAAUCGUGUAGUGAUUGGUCAGUUUGAAGAAUUGAAAGACAAUUUUUGGAGCAGAAUUUGAAUGCAAAGUGGUGGAUUUUUAUUUUAUUCAAAUUCACAAAUUUUUAAUUUCUCAGUGAAACUAACUGUUUAAACUUAUUUUUAACCCGAACAUCCUAUUGACGCACACGGUGAUUCAUCGAAACCGAUCAUUUUUCUCUUUUCUUAAACGACUCGUCGAGUGAUCGAAACGACUGAUAAUUAUCGAAAAUUCUUCAACGAAGAGAGGUAUUGGGGGACCGGACGUUACGGGACGAGCGAAGAAUUUCGAGGAUUCGAAGGAGAGACUGGAAAAAAUCGACGAGGUCGUCUCGAAGGCGACUCCAGGCUACCUGGCACCGAUAAUCCAGAGAAGAAAGUUCGUUUCGGAGCUGCUGCAUCCGGUUCGAAGACCACGGUUACCCACCUUUCUUCAUCCCUGAAGAACUUCAUUGUUUCUGAUUCGCGUAUUUAUGGAAGAAGAUCGAGCUGGAAUGUUGGUGCGUUGACGAUUCGACACGUUUUCAUUAGAGUGCAAGAAGCUGGAGGAUGAAAGGUGACGAGUGAAGUUUUAUGGUCAGGAUUGAAUGGAGCUGACUGGAAAAGGUUUUGAUCGUCCUUUCAGUUGGACGAUUCCUCUUUUCGUGUUUCUAGCGCAACGGGUCGCGUAAUUCCGCUCGGAGCCAUCGGGAGGGCCGGUGCCGAUCGAUACGCAGCUAGUCAAACGAGGCUGACCAAAAAUGAUGCAGAGUUGCAACGGCAGGGGAUCCAAGUGCGCGAAACGCGCCCUGGUAUUCGCCUUCGUCUGGGGCUUGAUGAUCAUCGCGGCCGUGCAAUUCCGUUACAUGGAUCACGGCCUCAGAGAGACUCCAACAGCCGAAGAGGCAUCCAACGAAUUUCUUACGGACGAUGUGUACAGACGUGGGGAUGGACCGACCAACGAUAGAGCCUCUUCUAGUUUGAGUCUAUCCAGGUAUCUCCUCCAGAGAUCCUCCGCAGACGCCAGUUUCUCAAACUCGGCUGGCUCUAACCUUCUGACCACCCUGACCACCCUGUCCAACUCCCCCACGAAGAAUCCUCUGGACCUGGAACCGUUACUGGACAAGAGACCCGCGAAAACUGAGGAGGAACUGAUCCAGGAGAUCGAACAGAGGCUUCCUAGUUUGCCUCUUUCCUAUUGGAACAAGAACAGCAAGUUCGCUGGGGUGAAGAGUAAAGGAAACAGCAGCUGCUCGUACCUCAGGUAUCCCUCCAUCUACGACAUCGAAUUCAACAACGUCUACUGGCAGACGAUGAGGACCAGCAAUGGUACCUUUCAAUUUUUUGGUGCCUUUUAUGACCGUCGAAAGUUGUCCAGGAUUGGUCCGGCCGUUAGAAUAGUCGGCAUGAUCGACAGGAUCGAGCCCACUGUUAAAACCCACUGUCAAUUAUGGUACGAUGGAGAAAGAGAGCCAAAGAUCGUUGAAACUCUGGAGUACAAGUACAUCUGGUACUCGAAAUGGGGUAAUUACAAGCAGGGUAUCUAUCAGCCUUACGUGAUAGCCUGUAAGAUACCUCAGUCGCAUUGGCUGAAGGGUCCUCCAGCCUCUGUGUCCAUGGUGGAGAAACCCUGCGACACUGCUACCAAUAAUCUUCGAGUGAUUUACAACAAACCUGAACGCAAGAAGGACUUCGCAGUCUGCGUGAAAGGGUUGGAUUUUCUUCACGAAGAUUUGUCUGUUAGAUUAGUCGAGUGGAUCGAGCUGAUCACUCUCCUAGGUGCUGAUAAGAUCUUCUUCUAUCAAUUGCAAGUGCAUCCGAAUGUGACUAAGAUCCUGGAUCAUUAUCAGAGGCUGGGUAAGGUACACGUCACCCCUUUGACCCUACCCGGUGGACAACCGAACGUCCCAGCCUUCCAGCAUAUGUAUCUGACAAAGAAGACCAAUCACAAGAGGCAGAACGAACUGAUUCCUUACAACGAUUGCUUGUAUAAACAUAUGUACGAGUACGAGUACAUAGCACUGUUGGACGUGGACGAAGUGAUCAUGCCUGUUCAGGAUGACACCUGGCAGCAGCUGAUGAAGAGGGUCCUAGCGAAGGCGUUUAAAAUACGGAACGAGACCAGAGCCUCGUACAAUGUGAGGAACGUUUACUUCCUCGACGACCUACUGCACUCUCAUGGCUACUUCAAGGACAUACCGAAGUACAUGCACAUGCUCCAGCACGUGUAUCGUUCGAAGAACUUCACGAAACCGAAUCAGUACAUCAAGUGUUUCCACAAUCCUGAAAGGGUAGUCACGUUGCAUAAUCACUUCCCUCUGGCCUGUCUCGGUGCUGGAUGCACCAGUUACCCCAUAGAAACGGAGGACGCUCAGCUGCAGCAUUAUCGAGCCGAUUGCGUGAAAUCGUUGAAGAAAACUUGUACGCAAUACCGGGAGAACAGCGUUCUAGACACGACUGUCUGGAGAUACAAGGAUCAACUCAUCGAGAGGGUGACGAGGACACUGGAGGCUCUCGGCUUCUUCGGACCCAGCUAGCGCCAACUACUGUCUCCAACUUCUUCCUCUUCCUCCUGAAACACUCUUUGACGCGUCCAAGUGUACUAGAUUAUUUUCGAAAGGAAACAAGUUCGCUGCUAAAGACGUCGUCGUCCGCUUCGAAGAGUGGAACUCGAGACGAGACGUUCAGGUUUCAGCUUGGAUGCUGAAUAGCUGCUGCACUUCUUUUUUCCUUUUUCAUUUUUCUUUUUCGUUUCUUUUUAGAACCCCGAGCAUCCCGACGAAUUCUUCCGUCGCUGCCGAUGUACAGGGUGAGUGAAAUCAAAGAGGGUAGAAUUUUUGAAAGAACGCGCGGCAAAUAAUGGGUCCAAAAUUGUAUAUUUUUCUUAGAAAAUUCUUAUAAACAAAUUAGAGAUUUUCUCGUUAAUCAGAGUGCUGUAGAAUGUAACGAAACUCGAGCGAUAGAACGUUCUGAAAUUUAAGUAGCGCACCUUCGCCGGUUAGUUUCCGUCGUAGCUGAAAUAUCAGUCGCGAGAAUGUUGUAAUGUCGAGCCAAAUUUUAACCCGAGGAGGAAAAAGAAGCGUAAUCGUUCGUUUUCCACGUUUCCGCACGUUCGAAGACGAAAAGGCUGUGUAACGAUCGGACGGAACGUACGACUACGAUUAGGGUAUUCCUUAGAAUAGUAUAGAUUAAGGUAUUUUUCCAAUUUGUGCCACUCGACGAGGAUAAACUCGGUUACGAUACUUGCUAAGUGGAAGCCUCGAGACCUUAGGAUGAGGAAUGAAUUUUAAAAAACGAAUGCGCUGUCCUUCAGCAAAGUCGUGGUUAACGAUCGCUCUCGAGUUGAUUAUACAUCGAUAUGACGUUCGGUGCAAUUUUUUUUCUCGGAUCGAAUGUCGUCGAGCGUGACCGAAAGAGCAUCAAUUACAGCUGCGCUCGAUGAUUAAACGAUAAUCGAAAGAAACUCCUGUCUUUGAAUAAAAUGGGACGUUACAUCGAUGGAAUAUCAAUAAAAAUAAGAAUUUUAUGUUCAAGAUACACUUCGAACACUUGGUCCCUUUUAUUUUAUCAUUGUCUUUCGAGUUCUCAAAGUUAUGCAAUAUUUGAAUAUUUUCUUUGAAUAUUUAUGAAAAUCGAACAUCGACCAAAUUGUCCCAGAGUUUCCAUUUCGAAGGAGAGAUAAAGAAAACGUGAGAUCGAAAGUCGGUCUCCGUGAUGCUUGGACUUGCUCAACCUCAUCAUGGUCAAACGUUUGCGAAACAACGUUCGAUUUGUUCAUCCUGAAUGAUGAAAAUCGACAAGAACUCACUCUACUCGAGUUGGCAAGGCUUAAGUGAGUUCUUGCUGAUUUUCUUAACGUCUAUCAAUAGCAUAUUAUGAUUGUAUUUCCAUUUAGAUGCUCUUCUGAUUCGGUUUUCCAAGAUUAAGGAACUCGAGAGAAUUUCAGGUAGCUCUAGGGAACCCUAGGUGAUCCUAAGGAAUUAUAAAUGGCGUAGAAGGGAACCCUAGUGUCCUAAGGAACUAUAAGUGGCGUUGUAGGGAACCCUAGGCGAUUCUAGGGAACUAUAGAUGGCGUUGUAAGGAACCCUAGACGAUUCUAGGGAUCCCUAGAAAGUAUUUUCCAGAAUCUUACGAUAUCUCGAGGAAAAGAAUCUCGUUUAUGACAAUUCAACCAAUUUAUAUCAAUUUUGCGACAUAUCCGAUUGUCAGGUCAGUCGAGUUCGAACUUAAGCGAAUCCUUUCGAAGGAAAUCCCAUCGUUCCAUGGAUGUACGAGUAUAAAUUAUACAAACAGCGAUUGCGAGGUGAAACGAUUAAGAGUUUGGUCACGUAAACGGAGGAUGACACAAAAUAAAUCGCCCGGAUGCAAAGACAUCCUUCGAAAAGUUUCGCGAUCCGUUCGUUUGCGUAUCUUAUGUCACCGGUUAAGCGUGCUGCGAAGGCUAACUAUAUUUUUUCAGCUUCUUCAACCUAAUUCUUUGGUAAGGAAACUUAUUCCUCGUAUCCACCAUGGGUGCCUGAACUUGUAGUCCAAAGUCGUAGAUCCAUAGCUGUCAGGACUCUAUGGUUUUUCUCGCAAAACGUAGAUCUACGACCUUCCGUUACAAGGUGAUAAACGCGAAGGAAAUGAGCGAAUAAAAGGCAGGGAUUUCAGAGAGGAAUGAAAGUAUAUCCACGAAAGAAGCCGUGCUUUCUUCCAGUGCGACGGGUGCGUGUUUUCUUCGUAACUCGGAGCGAGUUCUCGAGAGCUCGUUCUCCUCCUUUUUUGCAUGGUGAACCUCGAUCGCUUUCUACGCGACACGAUCGUUCCUCUCGUUUCCAUUUGACGAGGUGAGAGCGCGAUUGACGUUCCACCAUGAAUUAACAUAUAUCCAGCUAGAUAUGUAAUAUUGUUACGUGUAUAUAUUUAUCAAUAUUGAUCGGUUAACCGGCUCACCUUUCCGUUCGAAGAGAAUACUUGAGUAGCGAAAGGUUAAAGCUUGCGCUGAAAGUCUUGAGAAUUUUAUGUAGGCUUCGAGGAAAUCCUCUGCGAAGAGUCUUAAAUUUUAUUUUUCCAAAUACAAUGCGUUGAAAAGCAAACCUUUUCGGCAAUAAAAACUUUAAAUAUAAUUUUUUCUCUUAA